Messenger RNA from Bipolaris victoriae FI3, 888 nucleotides. RefSeq lists its product as hypothetical. NCBI's taxonomy places the organism in Eukaryota, Fungi, Ascomycota, Dothideomycetes, Pleosporales, Pleosporaceae. The coding region runs from base 1 to 888 and encodes 295 amino acids. The transcript has 2 exons. Gene Ontology annotation, molecular function: 2-oxoglutarate-dependent dioxygenase activity. The record is from RefSeq and is a predicted model, not a curated record.
AUGUUCCGACUCUUUCGACCACUGAUCUUCACGAAGCCCUUCGUGCGGCCACUCUUGUCUGAAACAAAGGGCUUCAGUGCAGUGGAAGCACUAGAAUAUCUGGAUAACACAAAGAAGCUUAGCAUACCCGGAUUCGACACCAAUAAACCCGCAGUCUUUAGAUCCGCAUUCUCCGAUUUCCCAGCGGCGAAGAAAUGGUUCAAGGCAACCAAUGAACAUUCUGGUUACCCUCAGAAGCUUGAUAUGGGGUAUCUGGAAAAACAUGGCAACGCAAUUGUGCCGCUAGAAGUAACGCGACCAUCCGCCCACAAUGUGCAGAACGAGACGUUCGAUCGCGUCGAAGCGCCUUUCUCCCUUCUUUUAGCCCACAUGGGCGCAACGGAGGGGCAAGAUGUGCGCCUUUACCUCGCGCAACACUUGUUAGAAGACCUUCCAGCGGAAUUGAACAAAGAUUUGCCCACGCCAUUGACUUUCCUAACGUGCUUGAAAGCUCGUGGUGACAUCUAUGCGUCGAGUCUCUGGAUGGGUAGACCGCCGACUCGUACUCCGUUGCACCGGGAUCCGAAUCCAAAUCUCUUUGUGCAAUUGGCGGGUAAGAAGAAGAUUAGGAUGAUGACGCCUGAGGUCGGAAGAGGCGUGUUUGAGAGGGUGCGGCAGCAGAUACGUGGAGCUGCUGGUGAUGCGAACAUGAGAGGUGCAGAGAUGAUGCAGGGGAGGGAGAUGGAGGAUCUUGAGAAUGCAGUGUGGGGUGAGAAUGAGAACGGAGUAAGAGGAUGGGAAACGACCCUUACAGCCGGCGAUGCGCUAUACAUUCCUUUGGGGUGGUGGCAUGCCGUGAAGGGUGUUGGGGAGGGCGCAAAUGGUUCUGUCAAUUGGUGGUUCCGCUGA